UCCAUCCGCAGAGAAUCGUAGCCCUUUCUCACCAUCCGAGCCAUCCUUAGCUUUGGGUCUUCUAAUUCAUCUUCUCUGAACAUACAAUCUCUCUUCCAAAGACCUCCCUCACUGGCGGUGUUCCUUCUUCUCCAGAGCCAGAGAAACAAACACAACAACCGUCGGUACAAAUCCCUUCUAGAUCUAUCUAGAAACUUCCAUCUCUCUACGCCAUGGCUCAGCCUCUGAUCAAGAAGGACGACGAUCGCGACGACGAAGCGGAUUACUCUCCGUUUUUGGGGAUUGAGAAGGGCGCUGUUCUUCAGGAAGCUAGAGUUUUCAAUGAUCCUCAGCUAGAUGCGAGAAGAUGCUCGCAGGUUAUUACCAAGCUUUUGUAUCUGCUGAAUCAGGGAGAAACCUUUACAAAGAUUGAAGCUACGGAGGUUUUCUUUGCUGUGACAAAGCUUUUCCAGUCGAGAGAUAUAGGAUUAAGGAGGAUGGUUUAUCUAAUGAUAAAGGAGCUCUCCCCUUCUGCAGAUGAGGUUAUUAUCGUGACGAGCUCCCUUAUGAAGGACAUGAAUAGUAAAACUGAUAUGUAUCGGGCGAAUGCCAUUCGUGUUCUCUGUCGGAUUACGGAUGGAACCCUUCUUACUCAAAUCGAGCGAUAUUUGAAACAAGCUAUUGUUGAUAAGAAUCCUGUGGUUGCAAGUGCUGCUUUAGUUAGUGGCAUCCAUUUACUCCAGACAAACCCAGAAAUUGUGAAAAGGUGGAGUAAUGAGGUUCAGGAAGCUGUUCAAUCAAGAGCGGCUCUUGUACAGUUCCAUGCACUGGCCUUGCUCCACCAGAUACGGCAGAAUGAUAGAUUGGCAGUGAGCAAGUUGGUUACUAGCUUGACAAGGGGAACUGUUCGUUCUCCAUUGGCUCAGUGCCUAUUAAUUCGUUAUACUAGUCAGGUUAUCCGAGAGUCAGGUGGCAACACACAAACAGGGGACCGUCCAUUCUAUGAUUAUCUUGAGAGUUGUCUACGCCAUAAGGCGGAGAUGGUUAUCUUUGAAGCUGCCAAAGCAAUUACAGAGCUCAAUGGUGUGACCAACAGGGAGUUAACUCCGGCAAUCACCGUUCUUCAGCUCUUUCUAAGCUCUUCAAAGCCAGUGUUGAGAUUUGCUGCUGUGCGAACUUUGAACAAGGUGGCAAUGACACAUCCAAUGGCUGUCACGAACUGCAACAUCGAUAUAGAGAGUUUAAUAUCUGACCCCAACAGAAGCAUUGCCACUCUUGCAAUUACCACGCUUUUGAAGACAGGGAAUGAAUCAAGUGUGGAUCGCUUGAUGAAGCAGAUUACUAAUUUCAUGUCUGAAAUUGCUGACGAGUUCAAAAUUGUUGUGGUGGAAGCAAUAAGAUCAUUGUGUUUGAAGUUUCCGUUGAAGUACAGAUCUUUAAUGAACUUCCUAAGCAACAUUCUCAGAGAAGAAGGUGGUUUUGAGUACAAAAAGGCAAUUGUUGAUUCAAUUGUUAUCCUCAUCAGUGAUAUCCCUGAUGCAAAAGAAAGUGGAUUGCUUCAUCUAUGUGAGUUCAUUGAAGAUUGUGAAUUCACCUAUCUUUCCACACAGAUUCUUCACUUUUUGGGGAUUGAAGGGCCAAAAACCUCAGAUCCUAGCAAAUAUAUCCGGUAUAUUUAUAAUCGAGUACAUCUUGAGAAUGCAACUGUCCGGGCCGCGGCUGUGAGCACAUUGGCAAAGUUUGGUGCCUUGGUUGAUUCUUUGAAGCCCCGAAUUUUUGUUCUGCUCAGACGGUGUCUUUUUGACUGUGAUGAUGAGGUUCGUGAUAGGGCAACUCUUUAUAUAAAUACACUUGGAGGAGAUGGCGCUGUUGUUGAAACUGGCAAAGAUGUAAAGGACUUCCUCUUUGGAUCUCUGGAUGUCCCACUUGUCAAUCUGGAGACGAGUUUGAAAAACUAUGAGCCUUCAGAAGAGCCCUUUGACAUCAAUUCUGUGCCCAAGGAGAUUAAGUCUCAGCCGCUUGCAGAGAAGAAAGCUCCUGGUAAAAAACAACCUACAGGUGCUCCUCCAAGUGGCCCUCCAUCCCCAGACGACGCAUAUGAGAAGUUGCUUUCCUCUAUUCCAGAGUUUUCAGGCUUCGGGAAACUAUUCAAGUCCUCAGCACCUGUGGAGCUUACAGAGGCAGAAACUGAGUACGCAGUUAAUGCUGUUAAGCAUAUCUUUGACAGCCAUGUUGUAAUCCAGUAUAACUGCACCAAUACAAUCCCAGAGCAAUUGCUGGAAAACGUCACUGUUAUAGUGGAUGCUUCAGAAGCUGAGGAAUUUUCUGAAGUAGCAACCAAGCCUCUUAGAUCUUUUCCCUAUGAUACACCUGGACAGAUUUUUGUGGCAUUUGAGAAGCCCGAAGGAGUCACUGCAGUUGGAAAAUUUUCAAACAUGUUGAGAUUCAUUGUUAAAGAGGUUGAUCUGAGCACAGGUGAGGCAGAGGAAGAUGGUGUAGAAGACGAGUACCAGCUGGAGGACCUUGAGGUUGUUGCUGCUGAUUACAUGUUGAAAGUUCCAGUCUCCAAUUUUAGGAAUGCAUGGGAAAGCAUGGACCCUAAUGGUGAGCGAGUAGACGAAUAUGGCCUUGGCCCAAGGGAGAGCCUGGCUGAAGCUGUGAGUGCCGUGAUCAACCUUCUGGGAAUGCAGCCCUGCGAGGGCACUGAAGUUGUUCCCAACAACUCAAGAUCACACACAGCUUUGCUAUCUGGUGUAUACAUAGGCAAUGUGAAGGUGCUAGUGCGGCUGUCCUUCGGGAUUGAUAGUUCGAAGGAGGUCGCAAUGAAACUAGCCGUCAGAUCUGAGGAUGAGAACAUCAGUGAUGCCAUUCAUGAGGUCGUCGCUAGCGGUUAGUUGGCCGCAAGUGUUUUGUCUGUCUCAGAGGCCUUUUCAUUUUCUCCAUGAGAUAGUUUGCUUAAGACUUACCAACAAUGGAACCUGCCAUUCUGUAGAGAGAUGCACUUCACAAACGCUUAAAAUUUUUAAGGUUUUCAGGGGGUUACUUUGCCAAGGGACCUUUUUUCUUGCUCAUUGUUUACAUGGUAGGGUUCAUCGGAAUGGGAUGUCUUGCCCCCUCCUGUUACCAGUAUUUCCUUUUUUUCUCACUUUAAUUUUUCUUUUUCUUGAUAAGUAAAAUUCAUAUUUUCUCAUUAUAUGUGACAUUGAAUUUUGAGGCAGCGCCUUGAGUUACAAAUUAGUGAAUUGUAGUUUUUGCAAACUAAACUCGGACCUAUACAAUUAAUGUAUUUUUUCUAUAGUUGGUAUUCAA
Morus notabilis is the source of this 3288-nucleotide messenger RNA. Its product is annotated as coatomer subunit gamma-2. Bases 213 to 2873 code for a protein of 886 amino acids. NCBI's taxonomy places the organism in Eukaryota, Viridiplantae, Streptophyta, Magnoliopsida, Rosales, Moraceae. Gene Ontology annotation, cellular component: Golgi membrane; COPI vesicle coat; endoplasmic reticulum. The transcript has 18 exons. Gene Ontology annotation, biological process: protein secretion; intra-Golgi vesicle-mediated transport; intracellular protein transport. Gene Ontology annotation, molecular function: structural molecule activity. The record is from RefSeq and is a predicted model, not a curated record.